CAGAAACGUCAAAUGGUAAAAAUGGUCGCUUGUUUCACGCGCUGUUAGGUAUUGAAAAGAAAAGUUUAGAAUAUUCAGUAUUUUUGGGAAAUUUUCCAACCAGCUUUAGUGGCUUUUCAUAGUAGCAACAACUCCAGUUUAUUAAUCGAGAAAAUUCACUAUUAAACGUCAAGCAGUGAAUCGUGAAUGUUGAAUCGAUCCGGAGGGGUUGCAAAAAUGCACAACUGUCUUAUGUGGACCUUUACAUUAUUUUAAUUGGUCGUGAAAGCAGUGAAAAUAUUGUUCAUAUAUCAAAACCAACAUAUGCAAUCUAGAUCGAAGUAGGGAAUAAGAUUACGCGAUGGAGUUCUCACAACCGCCGCCAGAUCCGAUGCCCAAUUUUGCCAACCCUCCCCCGAUAAAUCGAAUUCUCAGUUAUCAAAAUCCUCAAUCGCAGAAGCAACAGCAUAACUUUUAUCAUCAUCGACCGUAUCAUCAUUUCAAUGGGUUCCGCGGCGGUCCACCCAUGACGCAGGAUGACUUCGAUGGAAAGCGUUUGCGGAAAUCGGUAAUGCGUAAAACAGUGGAUUACAAUGCAUCUAUCAUUAAAGCUCUGGAGACGCGCACUUGGCAACGGGACUACCGUGAUCGGCGCACCCUGCAGCCCGAGUGUAUCUACAUUCCGGAACUACUUCCUCCGCCGAGCUACAUGGACAACCCGAUCAACGCGGUCACGACACGUUUCGUUAAAACGGCAACCAAUAAAAUGCGAUGCCCGAUUUUCACACUCGCUUGGACGCCGGAGGGUCGGCGACUAGUAACAGGCGCUAGCUCGGGGGAGUUUACCCUUUGGAAUGGGUUAACCUUUAACUUCGAAACAAUUCUGCAGGCUCAUGAUGUUUCUGUCCGAACGAUGGUGUGGUCGCACAACGACAAUUGGAUGGUAACCGGGGAUCACAACGGCUUCGUCAAGUACUGGCAGUCGAACAUGAACAACGUAAAGAUGUUCCAAGCCCAUAAGGAACCCAUCCGAGGAAUCAGCUUCAGCCCAACGGAUUCCAAAUUUGCCAGUUGUAGUGACGACGGAACGGUGCGCGUUUGGGAUUUCCUGCGCUGUCAGGAAGAGCGAAUGCUCCGAGGUCACGGAGCAGAUGUUAAGUGUGUCCACUGGCAUCCGCAGAAGGCACUCAUCGUAUCCGGUAGCAAAGAUAACCAGCAACCUAUCAAACUCUGGGACCCCAAAUGUGGUCAGGCGUUAGCUACAUUACAUGCCCAUAAAUCGACCGUGAUGGACCUGAAAUGGAACGAUAAUGGUAACUGGCUGGUUACGGCUUCCCGUGAUCACUUACUCAAGCUGUUUGAUCUGCGAAACUUGAGCGAAGAGGUACAGGUAUUCCGAGGCCACAAGAAGGAAGCCAGUGCGGUUUCUUGGCAUCCGAUUCACGAGGGAUUGUUCGCUUCCGGUGGUUCGGAUGGGUCGAUUUUGUUCUGGAACGUUGGUACUGACAAAGAAGUUGGCGGUAUUGACAAUGCCCAUGAGAGUAUAGUUUGGACGCUGGCCUGGCAUCCGUUGGGACAUAUUCUUUGCUCAGGGUCGAACGAUCACACCAUCAAGUUCUGGACCCGCAACCGACCUGGUGAUCAGAUGCGGGACAAAUAUAACUUGAAUACGCUUCCGGCAAGCCUGGCUGGGCUCGACGAGUGUGAGCUGGAAGAUCACGUCGUUAUCCCUGGCAUGGGACCUGAAGAUAAAAUCGACAUUGCUGAAAGCUUGGGAACCAACAACAAUGGCGUUAUUCCUGGGUUAGAUUUUGCUAAUGUUACAAACUUCAACGAAAAGAUGCGCGAGAAGAAGAUACCCUACAGCAAACCGAUUCCCCGAAACUUCCAAGCACAGUGGAACGAAGCGGGCAAAUAUGACGACCAUCAUGUAGCAUCGGAAGAAAUCAAGGAAGUGAUAUCACAAAUUGUAGAAAACACUCCUGGAGUAGUGCCACUGAAGAAAAUCGCCCCAUCAGCAAUCAUUCUUUACGACCGAGUAAUACAAGUACUUCCUGGUUCCGAACUUGAAUCGGCUAUUCUAGAGGGACCGGCAACCCUGAAUCGGUACAUUCUGAUGGGUAGAAUUGGAGAGCUGCACGACAUGAUACCACCCAUCGAUGAAGAAGAACUAAACAAUAUGGAACAGAAUGGUAUCGAUAUCCUAGCCAGUCGCGCGAAUCUAGAGAUUGAUCCGACCUACAUUUACAACAAAACUACAACGAUAGAACCUGCGGAACCACCAGAGGCUACCGAACCACUGCUGUCGUCCACUUCUCUGAUGAAACGAAGGACACCUCCCCCACCGACACCAGAUCCAACGGCGGGUAUUCCUUCGCUACUGCAGCUCGAUAUCAACCCACCGCCCGACAUAAACUUCAACACUGACGAAAUGGAAGAUGAAAUAGCCCUUCGAAACAGCAAAAAAGGAAGAGAACGAGAAAAACUAAGAGAGAAAGAGCGCCGUGAACAGGAAGAAAAAAUGAAAUUCUGGGCAGAGCACAAUGAGAAAAAUUGGGAUGAGGAGGAAUGCGACGACGGUCGCAGCUAUAGACGACCUAUUUCACCCGUAACGAGCCAUAAUAGCAACAGCAAUGGAUUGGAGUGGAACAAUUCCAAUUAUGACAAUGACGGGGGUGAUGACACUAGCAUUGAAGGUAAAUCGUGGCAGGGAGAUAGUAGUAAAAGAGAUGAGAAUCGAUCCGGUAACUUCAACUUCACGCAGGGAACCACAAAUUUCGGUGGCCCUAGCAAUUUUAGUCCCCACAGUUACGGCGGCUCAAAGAAUUUCGGUCCUGCUCCAAAUAAUUUCAAUUCGGGACCGAACAAUUUUGGAUCUGGCCCGAACAGCUUCAAUUCAGGUCCUACAAAUAACUUCAAUCCUAACGUUCCUCCUGGCCCCCCGCCAAACUUCAACGCAGCCCCUCCACCCAAUUUUAAUUCCGGCACGUCUAACAAUUUUAAUGCACCUCCCAUUGGAAACUUCGGAAACAGUUUCAAUUCGGGUCCACCUCCGAACAGCUUCAAUAAUUUCAACAAUGGGAGCAGUUUCAAUAACGCAGGUAAUAAUUUUGGCUCUGAUCAUGGAGGUAACGACGACGGUUGGAACAGAGGGGGCAAUCGUAACAGGAAUAACAACCGGGGUGGCCGUGGAACGAGGGAACGAGGGUACCGCGGAGGAAACAGGAGAAAUUAACUGUAGACAUACACACUGAGAACGUAUGACUUGUAAGAAGAGUAGUUAAUAUAAGAUUAAGUUAUGGCUGGAAAUGUAUGUGUGAUAUCGUGCGACUACAUUUUUUUGGAAAAAAAUCUUAUGUGGUAUUUGCAUUGGAUGAGAAUGUGAAAUUUUUAAGUUAAAAAUAAAAAAAGAAAUAUGAAAAAACAUACAGCAUAAUAUAA
Toxorhynchites rutilus septentrionalis is the source of this 3420-nucleotide messenger RNA. RefSeq names its product pre-mRNA 3' end processing protein WDR33 (gene Wdr33). Bases 341 to 3214 code for a protein of 957 amino acids. The transcript is spliced from 8 exons. Gene Ontology annotation, cellular component: mRNA cleavage and polyadenylation specificity factor complex. The record is from RefSeq and is a predicted model, not a curated record. NCBI's taxonomy places the organism in Eukaryota, Metazoa, Arthropoda, Insecta, Diptera, Culicidae. Gene Ontology annotation, molecular function: protein binding.